ACAAACCCGGUUAAAUGGGGAGGCUGCGAGUGGUCUGUACAGUGAACCGUGUAAAUACUGAGGCGCGUCAUUUCAUUUUUUUGUCAUCGCGUUCAAUCAUUUUGUGCUCAGACUAAUAAUAUGCACAGCUGCCAAACAGUCGUGCCGAGGAAAAGGAACUGCUGUAGCCAAGUUUAGGGAAAGUUGACCUAUGAAAAGUAUGAAUAGUCUGAAAUUCUGGGAGCAGCUCCGAGCUGGAAGCUCCGAGGUGGACUGGUGUGAGGGCAACUAUCUAAUCUCCCCGAACAUAGCGGAGUUUUACAACACGAUAAGCAAUGUGUUGUUUUUCAUUUUGCCACCUAUACUGAUGUGCUUAUUCCGCCAAUAUGCAACACAUUACAACCGUGGAAUUUAUCUAAUAUGGGCGCUGCUCGUUGUUGUCGGCAUUGGCUCAACCUAUUUCCAUGCCACGCUGAGCUUACUUGGACAGAUGCUGGAUGAACUGGCCAUUCUCUGGGUGCUGACGUGUGCUAUUGCAAUGUGGUUUCCUAAGAGAUACCUGCCUAGAAUGUUCCAGAAAGACAGGUCUCGGUUUAAGGUGGUGGUCGGUGCACUGUCCGGCACCACCACAUGCUUGGCCUUUGUGAAGCCUGUGUUGAACUCCAUCUCUCUGAUGACCCUGGGUAUCCCCUGCACAGCUCUGCUCUUCACUGAACUCCGGAGGUGUGAGAACCCACGUGUAUGUAAACUUGGUGUAAUUUCUGCUGUCUGGUGGGUUCUUGCUCUUCUGUGCUGGGUCAGUGACCGGCUCUUCUGUGACAUGUGGUCCACUGUCAACUUCCCGUACCUCCACUCUGCUUGGCACAUACUCAUCUGUCUGGCCUCUUACCUGGGCUGCGUGUGUUUCGCCUAUUUUGAUGCAGCCACAGAAGCUCCAGAGAGAGGACCUGUCAUCCUUUUCUGGCCCAGCGAACGGUGGGCCUUCAUCGGGGUCCCCUAUGUCACGCUGCUCCACAGCCGGCGGAAGCCCUGUGUCAAGGUGACAUAGAGGGUCAGAACAUGGCACCAAUAUGGCACGUUUUUUGAUAAUGUCAACAGAAUAUAAACUGGCAUCAAGAUGCUGAUAUAACAUAGCAUGAUGAUAUAAAGUCACACCUUGAAGUCAGGAGGAUAUGUACAGGAUAAGGAUAAAAUAAAGAUGACAUUAGGUGACAUAAGAAGGCUAUUUGCUAAGCACAAAGUGACAUAAGAAGGUUAUUACUUAAGCACAAGCAGGCAGACUCUACCUCAGACAGACUCCUUCUUAGUAGCAGAGGCUUGGCCGACACACAACCUUCUCCUCAACAGCAGCAUUUUGAGACAUGCAUUAAAUGCAUAAUUAUUGUAAAAGCCCAACCAUAUUUUUCAACUAUCAGUUUUACACAACAUAACACAAUAACACAAUAUAAAUGUUUUUUAUUUUCAAGCACUGAUGAAAUAAUCAGUUCAGUCUAGCUCCACUUCACUUCUCUUAUAGCAAUCCUAAUUUUAUUUUAAUUUGUGAUGUACUGUAUGGUGAUAUUCAAAGAGAAACACUUAUCCCUAAUAAAUUAGUUCACAAAUUAUUGCUAUUAAAUGAGGCUUAUUGGGUUUUAGCUGAUGCAAAGCCAGUUCAUGUCAGAGUUUACUGGAUGAUGAUUUCUUAAGAACCACUGUUACACUGCAUGUGCUACUAACUAUAAUGCUAUACAAGGCCUGUAUUAUUAUCUUAAUAUAUAGAUUUGUUAACCCUACAGAAAGCAUUUUUAAUAAAAGUGUUUUUAUUAUAU
Molecule: messenger RNA, 1787 nt
Organism: Electrophorus electricus (electric eel)
Lineage: Eukaryota; Metazoa; Chordata; Actinopteri; Gymnotiformes; Gymnotidae
Product: alkaline ceramidase 2-like
Biological process (GO): ceramide catabolic process; sphingosine biosynthetic process
Cellular component (GO): Golgi membrane
Molecular function (GO): N-acylsphingosine amidohydrolase activity
Source: RefSeq, a predicted model, not a curated record